This is a messenger RNA of Oncorhynchus gorbuscha (pink salmon), 1589 nucleotides long. RefSeq names its product transmembrane protein 179B-like. The record is from RefSeq and is a predicted model, not a curated record. The transcript has 6 exons. NCBI's taxonomy places the organism in Eukaryota, Metazoa, Chordata, Actinopteri, Salmoniformes, Salmonidae. Bases 409 to 1062 code for a protein of 217 amino acids.
GUCAAUCAGCGAGUUUUCAGACCCCUCCAGCGACUUUUGUUGGUAAAAAAGGUUAGCAGCUACUGUUCAGGUUGCCAUUGGGGAGUUUUGCCAACGGUUCGAGAGUUUCUAUGGUUUUGAUAGCAUUUAGAGAGUUUUCCCACAGAAAAUUCUGCCGCAAACGAGAGUUGGAGAAGCUGUCUGUGCAACGGAAGUUACCGCAACAGCGCACAGGCAGAGAAGCACAAGGGGAGGGGACGGAAAACGCUCCGUCGGGGACUGCAGCGGUGCCACAGCAAGGCAGGUUGGUGCUGUGACGUCGUCGCGUCAACUGAAAAACGGUAAAAAAAAACACCGCUGUCUGUCACGCGGUCCGGUAGACAGCGGAGAGAGAGAGAGAGAGAGAGAGAGGGCUUGAACAGGGGGACCAUGAUGGUGAUACCGUGGCUGCUUCUCCUUGAGAUGGGCUUAUACGCCAGUUCUUUCGUGUGUGGAAUAGUCACGGCAUCUUCUCUCACUAUCGUACAGGGUAGUUUCGGGGGGCUCUGUAUGCUCUAUGGAACAGUGAACCACAACUCCUCAUCAGGCUCCAUAUUGGUCCAGACCUCCAGCUCUCCUUCUCUCUGUUACUUUGUCUCUGCUAUCUCAGUGUGUGUAGCAGUGUUCUGCUUCUCUAUAUCACUGUACUGGAUAUAUACAUGCUGCCUGGAUGGAGGGGUUAACAGAGAGCGUCUAUGGCUGAACAUGACCCUGGUGGUGUGUGUCGUGUUUCUCUUCUUCCUCCUGGUGACGGGCUGUGUGUUGAAGGUCGGAAGAGACUCUCUGUGUGACUCUGUCCUACACGCUGUCCCCGACGUCACCAGAUGUGAACAGGCUCAGUCUAGGACCUGGAUCAGUCCUUACACGGGAACGCAGUUCUACACUGGACUGUACAGGUCUGGGACAGCAGUGUGGGUGAACUUCUUUUUCUGGAUUCUGAUUGGCAUGCUGGUGGUGAUCCAGAGAGGUCAAGGGUCAGAUUCCAGAAUGAUGACUCCCUCUGAGACCGAACGUCUUUUCCCAGGCCAGGCCCAGCAGCAGUGACUCAUAACCGUCUCGCCGUACGACCUGUUGGCGAGGCGCUCAAACACACACACACAUAUCUAACACUCCUCACUGUUUGACCUGUAAGAGAAUGAAUGAACCGUGUGUUUGAGGCUUGUGUAGGUCUCUCACACGGUCACUCGUCUACAGCUGUUCCUGGGCUCGGUGUGUGUGAGGCUGUGUAGGUCUCUCACACAGUCACUCGUCUACAGCUGUUCCUGGGCUCUGUGUGUGUGUGUGGACCUCUGGGUACUGCAGCCUAGUGAAGCAGAGAUGGUCUACACUGGAAUAAAGGAUAUUAGAUAAGGUAACGUGUAACGUCACUGUCCAUCUUGUUUUGAGACAGUGUAACUGAGAACAAUUCAUGUACCUUUUUGUGAAGCUCUUAUACAUUUCUCUGUGUUCCCUCCAUCCCUCUCUUCUGGGGCGGCAGGGUAGCCUAGUGGUUAGAGCGUUGGACUAGUAACCGGAAGGUUGCGAGUUCAAACCCCCGAGCUGACAAGGUAAAAAAAUCUGUCGUUCUGCCC